ACAGAUCAGAAUAUAUUCAUACACCACGGUGAUGUCCUGGUUCUGCCUACUACGUUCUGAUUGGACAACAUUCAGUUAAAACAACUCGCUGAAACGUUUUCGGAAGAUAACGCCGACUCCAAGCUUCAGUGUAGUUCAUAGUAUACCUACCAGAGUUUUAUAGGAGCAGAACAAAAUGCAAAAAUACUCCAUGACUGUUAUUCUGGCAUGUCUGGUUUCUGGGGUUUUAUUCCUACCAGGUGCAAAUGCACAGGAUUGUCCAACUCCCAAAAUACAGGCUUGCAACACAACCUUCGGCACGGCGGUAGGAGCAGCGGGCCAGGAUAAAACAAAAAUAUGCAGUGCUGCCAAUUCCUAUUUGAAUUGUGUGAAUAAAAUUGUCACUGACUGCAAACUGGAUCCAAAUCGUAAUUCAGCUAUAAGACAGGCAAUUGCCACUGCCAAAAGGCAAUCGUCUCAAGCCGGAUGCGGAAAUGGUGCCAGUGGAUCAGUUUACAGUAUCGUCACCAUUGUUGUAGGAGUUUGCCUUCACAAACUUUUUUAGAAAUCAUCACAACUUCGAGUGUUGUAAUGAACGGAUGUUUCCCAAUAAUUGACACUGAUUGUUUCAGUAUUUUUAACAUACGUAAUUGUCUUUUAUCUCAUUUUGAACAUGUAUAGUACGAACUGGAAGAUAGUGCAUUUGUCUAUAGAUAUUGUCAAUUGAUUGCAUGUAUAUGCAAUUUUGUUUGUAGCAUAAAAAAUGAAUAAUUAAAGACAAAUGAUUAAUA
This is a messenger RNA of Ostrea edulis (European flat oyster), 770 nucleotides long. RefSeq lists its product as uncharacterized. NCBI's taxonomy places the organism in Eukaryota, Metazoa, Mollusca, Bivalvia, Ostreida, Ostreidae. Bases 176 to 544 code for a protein of 122 amino acids. The transcript has 5 exons. The record is from RefSeq and is a predicted model, not a curated record.